Molecule: messenger RNA, 3709 nt
Organism: Acanthaster planci (crown-of-thorns starfish)
Lineage: Eukaryota; Metazoa; Echinodermata; Asteroidea; Valvatida; Acanthasteridae
Gene: slc39a7
Product: solute carrier family 39 member 7
Biological process (GO): zinc ion transmembrane transport; intracellular zinc ion homeostasis
Cellular component (GO): membrane
Molecular function (GO): zinc ion transmembrane transporter activity
Source: RefSeq, a predicted model, not a curated record
CGUACUAGCUGUACCGGAUGCCACGUUAUCAUAAUAUAUAUCAUGUACCGACUGUACCGCGGUACCGAUCGACAUUUCUUAAUUCCACGUACCGCUUUCAUGUAGAAAAAAUGGCUGCGUCCAUAGCGAAAUCACGACUCACUUUUCUCUGCCUUUCUAUUCUAGUUUAUUCCUUCGCCGCCGAGAUCGCAGCUCAUCGGUCUAGUGGGGAUGUGCACAAGGAAACGGUGCAGUCACACGAGGGGAUCCACAGCCAUGACACUCCGCAGGAGGCCAGGAUAAAGUCCAAUUCGAUGCAGAAAUGGGGAGAUGCGAUCGGGGCUACACUCCUCAUCAGUGCCGCGCCGUUCCUGAUCCUGUUUGUCAUUCCGCUGGACAAGGGCCGAGAGGGACAAGAGGCGUUGCUGAAAGUGCUGCUUAGUUUUGCCUCGGGAGGACUGCUGGGAGAUGCCUUCCUGCAUUUGAUCCCUCAUGCAGUGUCGCCGCAUCAUCACCAUGGUGACGGGGGAGAGCAUCACCAUGAUCACCAUGAACACCAUGAUCACCACGAUCACCAUGACCAUUCACAUGAUAUGAUGGUUGGAUUGUGGGUCCUUACUGGAAUUGUUAUCUUCCUCGUCGUUGAAAAAACCGUCCGCUAUCUGAAGGGUCAUGGCCAUGGACAUUCCCAUGGCACUCCAAAACCUGUAGAACAGAACGAGACGAGUGUUGUUAAUGGGGAUGGGAAGUCAUCAAAAGAAGGUGGAGCUAGGAGGAGGAAAAAGACGAACAGUGGAAGCGGGACAGAGAAAAAGGGAAAGACGGGGAUUGUUGCCAACGGUGAUACCGGUGAUUCUGAUGAAGGCAUCAAAGUAGCUGGCUAUCUAAACCUAGCAGCAGACUGCACGCACAAUUUCACUGACGGCCUUGCCAUAGGAGCGUCAUUCCUCAUUAGUCGCAAUGUCGGUAUCGUCACGACCAUCACCAUCCUCUUGCACGAGGUGCCCCAUGAGAUAGGCGACUUUGCCAUUCUGGUACAGUCAGGCUGCAGCAAGAGGAAGGCUAUGUAUCUUCAGCUUGUUACAGCUGUCGGAGCCCUUGCUGGCUGUAUCACAGCCCUACUGGCUGAGGGAGGGGAUGACUCCGCCCCCAGCUGGAUCCUGCCUGUCACUGCAGGGGGCUUCAUCUACAUAGCAACCGUCUCCGUCAUACCAGAAUUACUUCAGCAUAACAACAUCAAGCAGUCUAUCGCCGAGAUACUAGGACUGUUAUCCGGUGUCGGUCUUAUGAUCCUAAUUGCAUAUAUAGAGUGAGAAAUUAAGUUUUUUAUUUUUGUUUCCUGCAGUACAAUGAUAUUUUACAUACGUAGAUUUUUUUAUGAUGUGAAAUGGUUCUUCAAGAUAGAUAAUCAUAUCAAUUUGCGCAUACUGUCAGUGUCAUAUGCUUGAUGCACAGCUUAUUCAAAUGCUCCAUCCAAAUCAAGUGGCCGUGGCUGCAUGUAAUAGACGUCUUUAUGGGAAGUGGCUGUAGCCACAAGCCAGUGGCUUUCAUAGGUCCACAUGUUAUGUUUAGCCACAGCCACAACCUUUGGACAGGGACUUAGUUCUUGAACCAAACUACAAACUGUUAUGUGCGAUGGCUGCCUGCAUGCAUUAUCAUGUCAGUCUUGCAUCAGAGGCCUUUUCUGUCUUUGAUGGGUUUGGUAAAAGAUUUCCACCUGGCUUUAACAUUUGUAUCCUUCCUUCCAUUUUUGCAUUGGCGUUGGUAUUUGCUGUGAAUAUCCAAAUCCACAGACUCUGAGUAUCCACCUCGAGCGGAAGCACCCCCUCAUCAUUUGAAAAGAGCCAUGUUGGCCAGGAGUGUUCAAUUUGUUAGUAGUGAUGCAACAGUGACGCAUGUAUUUCCCAGUCGUUCGUGAACCAACAAAGUUCAGUUCCGACCAAUGGAGCUUCUGUUGCUAAGAAAAUGGUGCCCGCUCUUGGUCCAGCUAGAGGCCCAUAACCUCAAUUAUUCACCAGAACCAGCCGUAGGUCAGGUGUAUGGAUACCUGCUGGUUGUGGUGAGGAAAAAUAAAGCCUAGUUGUUGUUUAAAGGAAAUCCAACACUGAUGGAAGCCAAAAUAAAUUUCCCUUGAUUCUAACUUUUAAAUAUUUUUCAGAGUUGAUUUAAUGUUGUCUUUAAUGUCAUUGAUGUUGUGUAACCAAAAUGGUGCGUGUAAUUUUCCAAGACCCUGUAACCCAACCUUCAGGUGUUUGAAUCUUUUUCUCUUUUUCCCUCAUGUAUUGUGGUGUAGGCGUUGGGUAGGAUUGUUUGUACCCUUAGUGGAACAGGUUUCUUUUUUUCAGCAGUGCUUCGUGAAAAAUGAUUACUGUUGAUGACUCUCUCAUUCAGUCCACAUUUUAAAGCCUUGUCUGCAGAUAUUGUUUAUCUUAUAUAACAGGAUUAAAAGGUUUAUCCAAUAAAAGAAAAAUUCCUUAUCUUUAAGGAGAAAAAUUAAAGAUUAUGUUCAUGUUACACAUUGGUUUCUUGCCAAAUUAGUAAAAUUAUCAGCUUAGGAAUGAGUACAGUUAGUGUUUGACAAAAGCAGUAUUUUUGUAAUCUGUGGAAUGUCUUAACUGUGAAAGAUCACAUGCACUGGGCCACAACUUUGCUGGAAGACAUUCUACCUACAUGUACAUGUCAUGUAUUGCACACAACAUGGUUACAGGUUUGCACUUGUGAAGCGUGGAGUGUAGGCCCAGUACACGACCACAUUCCAUUUAAAUGUGCAGUCUUGAUGUAAGAGCUGGGUACCAGUUUAUAUAUUGUUAGCCUCGCCUCCUUUAAAUCAAGCUCUAAUACACGACAGAGCGCAUCAGCUGUAUAGAGGGAUAUAUUACACUUCAUAUUUUUUCAUUGGUUCCUUGCCACGUUAAAGGAACUAUUACCAAGUACCAACUGCAGGGGGUCUAUUGCUUAGAUAUGACUGGUUAUGUUAUUUGUGCAGAUUUUUUAUCAUAGACACUUGUGUCUCCUGAUUGAUUUGUGAAGUAUUGCUUGUUACACUUGUGAAGCAGUAUAUUUGUCUGUGGCACUGUAAUUGAAAUGUAAAUAUUUUUUCAAGUCAGUUGCUGACAGAUCCAAAGAACAACGAAGCACACACAACGAAUUUAUAUAGACAGGGACUUUUGUCUUUCUGACAGGCUAAUAAGGCAGAAUUUACAAAUGUAGAAGUUGGAGAAUCAAAGUUAAGAUAUAUAGGCAUUUUGUGUUAAAUUUUUAAGUGUCAACAGUGUAUGUGUGGUGACAGAGUGGUUCCUACUGAAACAGACACUUCCAUCAAUGCCAUGAUGUAAUGCCUUGGCAUCUCCAGGACUUUACAGUCAGCCAACUUUGUUCAACUUUUUGAAAUUUUAAUCCAGCAUUUCUUUGAUCCGGACAGAGUAUUUUUGUUUUUUGUUUUUUUUUUGCUCAAGAAAUUAUUGACAUAAGUUUGGUUAAAACUUUUACAACAUUCUUGGACUUUGUCCACUAUGCAUGACUGCAAUGUGAAUUGUUUCUGCCUUCAUUACAAUUAAAGAAUGGAAAAUAAUCAUAAAUGCAUAAUUUGUGUAUCUUUGCAAUGAGAGUAUAUGUUUGUUGGUUUCACUCUUGAAAAACAAAAAUGUAAUUGUGACUCAAAGUGGCUACUUAAUGUAUCAUGUAUUUGUAUGCAUUGGUGGAAAAUAAAUAACAGUAAGCGGAGGAAGUA